AUGCACUCCCUCCCCCUUCCCACCCGCCCAUGCCCCCACCCCUCCAAAAGGGGCUUGCAAUCCCACCCGCCCAUCUCUGAGGGGCAGAGGGGCAUGCAGUACAACCUGCCCAAAAAAGGGUGGGUUGCCUGCACGCCUGGUCUGGAGAGCCAGGAGGAAUCCCUCCCGGCUAUCAAGACUGUGCAAGUCUCAAUGGCCGGGAGGAAUUCCAUCCGGUCUUCAAGACUGUACAAGUCUCGAAGACCAGGAGAAUCCCUCCCGGACAUCGAGAAUGUACAAGUCUCAAUGGCUGGGAGGAACCCCUCCCAGCUAUCAAGACUAGUGGGAGGAAUCCCUCCCAGCCAUCAAGACUGUAAAAGUCUUGAUGGAUGGGAGGGAUUCCUCCCGGCCAUCAAGACUUGUACAGGUCUCAAAGUCCGGGAGGAAAGAGUCAUUGGCGCGCUGACGUAA
Puccinia graminis f. sp. tritici CRL 75-36-700-3 is the source of this 450-nucleotide messenger RNA. RefSeq lists its product as uncharacterized. Bases 1 to 450 code for a protein of 149 amino acids. The record is from RefSeq and is a predicted model, not a curated record. NCBI's taxonomy places the organism in Eukaryota, Fungi, Basidiomycota, Pucciniomycetes, Pucciniales, Pucciniaceae. The transcript is spliced from 2 exons.